This is a messenger RNA of Penaeus monodon (black tiger shrimp), 375 nucleotides long. Its product is annotated as mitochondrial ribonuclease P protein 1 homolog. Gene Ontology annotation, biological process: positive regulation of mitochondrial translation; mitochondrial tRNA 5'-end processing. Gene Ontology annotation, cellular component: nucleoplasm; mitochondrion; nucleus. The transcript is spliced from 3 exons. The coding region runs from base 1 to 357 and encodes 118 amino acids. Gene Ontology annotation, molecular function: tRNA binding. The record is from RefSeq and is a predicted model, not a curated record. Lineage: Eukaryota; Metazoa; Arthropoda; Malacostraca; Decapoda; Penaeidae.
AUGACCACAUAUGACCACAUGUGUGUAAUGUGGGGGGCAUGUGGCACAGGGGAGAAUGAGCCAGUGACUCUAGCCAAGGCCAAGAGGGAAGGCAUACGAAUGCAGAAACUGCCACUUGAUAGGUACUUGGAGUGGGGUAUUGGAGGCAAGUGUCUGACGCUCAACCAGAUAGUUAGUAUCUUGCUGGAUAUUAAGCAUACAGGUGACUGGCAUUAUGCUCUGCGACAUGUCCCACGUAGAAAAUUGCGGCCUGCUUUAAGUCAAGAGGAUAUGGAGGCUAUGUUGCACAGGAGGAUGGAGUUGGAUACAGGAAAAAGAAGCCCUUACCGUACUAAUUACGCACCACGGAUGAGGUAGGUAGCUGAAUGUUUUGUU